AUGGCGCUCUAUUAUGCUCCUAUAACAUCACAGAAAAAAUCUUUAAAUGAUUAUCAAAAAAUAUAUUCCGAUUGGUAUCACGAAUUCGAAAAAUACAACAAAUUGACCAUGAAAUCCUGGCAAAGAAAACAUGAGCAAUGGACGAAAUUCAGAUGGUUUUUUUGUCCAGUAUGGUCUUUAACACUCUAUGAAAAUAGUAAACGUUCAGUAAAACGGUAA
Messenger RNA from Pediculus humanus corporis (human body louse), 219 nucleotides. RefSeq lists its product as uncharacterized. The coding region runs from base 1 to 219 and encodes 72 amino acids. The record is from RefSeq and is a predicted model, not a curated record. NCBI's taxonomy places the organism in Eukaryota, Metazoa, Arthropoda, Insecta, Psocodea, Pediculidae. The transcript is spliced from 2 exons.